Molecule: messenger RNA, 1080 nt
Organism: Rhinolophus ferrumequinum (greater horseshoe bat)
Lineage: Eukaryota; Metazoa; Chordata; Mammalia; Chiroptera; Rhinolophidae
Product: olfactory receptor 2G2-like
Biological process (GO): G protein-coupled receptor signaling pathway
Cellular component (GO): membrane
Molecular function (GO): olfactory receptor activity; G protein-coupled receptor activity
Source: RefSeq, a predicted model, not a curated record
AUGGGAAAUGAUGCUGCUCAGGAAAGGGAUGGUAGCAUGCAGGUGGUGCUAUACUGGGGUAAUCAGGAUGAAUUUAUUCGGCAAAUGCUUUGGAAAGAGUCAAGCUUUCUGGGACAUAAUUUGCACACGGGGAUUGUGAGGAGUAUCAAUGAGAGCAACCUAGCAGGUUUCAUUCUGUUGGGGUUUUCUGAUUAUCCUCAGGUACAAAAGGUUCCCUUUGUGGUUAUUAUAAUCUUGUACUUACUAACAGUUUUGGGGAAUACCACCAUCAUUCUGGUAUCUUGCCUGGAGCCCAAACUUCAUACACCAAUAUAUUUUUUUCUUUCUCAUCUCUCCUUCCUGGAUCUCUGCUUUACCAGUAGUGUUAUUCCCCAGCUCCUACUAAACUUGUGGGAUCCCAUGAAACCCAUUAUCUAUGGUGGCUGUGUGGUUCAGUUUUAUGUCUCUCUUGCCCUGGGAUCUACUGAAUGUAUCCUUUUGGCUGUGAUGUGCUAUGAUCGCUACAUCGCUGUCUGCUCUCCCCUCCACUAUACUGCCUCAGUGCAUCCCCGUCUUUGCAUGUCCUUGGCAUCUUUGGCGUGGCUCAGCGGAGUGACCACCAUCCUGGUACAGUCCACUCUCACCCUGCAGCUACCCAUUUGUGGGCAUCGCCAAGUGGAUCAUUUUAUCUGUGAGGUCCCUGUGCUUAUCAAGUUGGCUUGUGUGGACACCACUUUCAAUGAGGCGGAGCUCUUUUUGGCUAGUAUCCUGUUUCUUAUAGUGCCUUUCUCCUUCAUCCUGGUUUCUUAUGGCUACAUUGCCAAAGCCAUAAAGCAGAGGAUCAAAUCAGCUACUGGAAGAAAAAAAGGUUUUGGGACUUGCUCCUCUCACCUGAUGGUAGUCAUCAUCUUCUACGGAACCAUCAUCUUCAUGUACCUGCAGCCGGCCAAGGGUAGAUCCAAGGACCAGGGGAAGUUUGUUUCCCUCUUCUACACUGUGGUGACUCCAAUACAACCACUUAUCUAUACUCUGAGGAACAAAGACGUUACGGGGGCACUCAAGAAAGUUCUAGGAAAGAUUCUGGGAAUACAUUUUACAUGA